AUGGCUCGUCGCUCACUCAUUUGGCUGUCUGCCCUCGUUUCAGUAAUAGCAGCACAGUCAUCUCAGCAAUCGACCUUCUCUCCAGCUCGACCUCCAGCAAUACCUUUGGCGGUGAGGUCACCAUACCUUAGUACCUGGCAAGCGGCAGGAUCCGAUGGCGGUAAUGGGGGCUACUUAGCCGGGCAAUGGCCUACGUUCUGGACUGGUUCAAUCAAUGGUUGGUGCGGCCUGAUACGAGUCGACAACAACACGUAUACAUGGAUGGGCAAGCCAGACCCGCUGCCACAGGUCGUCAGCCAAACAGCUUUCGAGUAUACGUCAACUCGCAGCUCAUUCACAAUGGACGUCAACGGCCAAGUGACAAUGAACAUCACUUUCCUUUCGCCUGUCGAUCCGACCGAUAAGCAGAGGCAAAGCAUGCCCGUGUCUUACGUGAACAUUGAGGUGGUGUCUGCCGAUGGCAACGAGCAUGAGGUUGCAAUCUACACGGAUAUCAGCGCUGAGUGGACAUCGGGUGACCGCAACCAGGUCGCUCAAUGGAGUCGCGGGGUUGCACAAGGAUCAAGCGACUCAGGCGGCUCAGGAGAUCUUGCGUUCCACAAAGUCUGGAGACAAACCCAGAUCGAGUUUGCCGAGGACGGUGAUCAAGCGGCGUGGGGUUAUUGGUACUAUGCCACCGAGAACGUCGAUGGAUUGACGUAUCAAUCUGGAGCCGAUACCGAUGUCCGACGACAGUUUACUGACAACGGCGGCUUGAACAACAGCGAGGACACUGACUAUCGAGCCAUCAACGACAACUUCCCAGUCUUUGCAUUCGCCGUGGACCUGGGCUCUGUAUCCUCAGACAGCAAGGAGUCGCUUUUCACUGUCAAUCUGCUUCAAAACAACAGUGUCCAGUUUGCCACCGGGCAAGGUUUGCAACAAGUCCCAAGUUUUUGGCGAUCAUCAUUCUCAGAUGAAUUGAGCGCCGUCACAACGUUCUACUUCGACUAUGCCAACGGCGCCAGAGUGUCGGCUGCUUUGGACAACGAUGUCGCCUCGGACUCCCGAGCAGCUGGCGGUGAUGACUACGUAGCCAUCACCAGCCUUGCUGUCCGCCAAGCAUGGGGCGCUGUCCAGAUCGCUGGUACUGAGAGCGAGAACUACAUCUUCCUGAAAGAAAUCAGCUCGAACGGCAACUUCCAAACCGUGGAUGUAAUCUUCCCUUUCCACCCAAUGCUCCUUUACAUGAAUGCGAGCUGGAUGAAAAUGAUACUGGAUCCUCUCUUCAUCAACAUGAAGAGCCUGUGGCCGCAGGACUUCGCCAUACACGAUAUUGGCUCGCGAUACCCAAACGCCACUGGACAUGCUGAUGGCAACGCAGCGUUGCAGCCAUUGGAGGAGUGCGGCAACAUGUUGAUAAUGACUCUCGGAUAUGCUCAGAAGACAGGUGAUACCGAUUAUUUGAAUCAAAACUGGGACCUUCUGCACCAGUGGGGUCAGUGGCUGAUCAACAACAACUCGGUCAUUCCAUUCAAUCAGAUCUCGACAGAUGAUUUUGCCGGUCCGUUAGCAAACCAGACCAACUUGGCGCUAAAAGGCAUCAUUGGACUUCAAGCUGCUGCCAUGAUCGCGAACAUGACCGGUCAUUCACAAGAAGGCUCUGACUACGCCAAUACCGCUUCUGACUGGAUUCGUCAAUGGGAGCAGCUCGCGGUGAACCAAAACGCCAACCCUCCUCAUACGGUGUUGAAUUAUGGUGACGAAGACUCUUUCUCGCUUCUUUACAACCUCUAUGCAGACCAGCUGGUCCAGACGAACAUUGUGCCACACUCGAUCUACACAAUGCAGUCAGAGUUCUACCCGACCGUCAAGCAAGAGUAUGGCGUUCCACUGGAUACGAGAGCAGACCGCACAAAGAGCGACUGGGAAAUCUUCUGCGCCGCAAUCGCCUCAGACGACACGAGAGACAUGUUCAUUCAGGAUCUGGCCAAAUUCAUCAACCAGACGCCGACCAGUGCGCCGGUCACAGACUUGUAUGACCCCAGCACUGCUCAGUUCGCCGCUGACAUCGGCCCCUUCAAAGCUCGGCCCGUGGUUGGUGGAUGGUUUGCACUGCUUGCCCUGAACCAGACCGGCCUGCCCGACGAGUCGUAUAUCGGUCAGUCCUCAUCUUAA
Messenger RNA from Zasmidium cellare ATCC 36951, 2157 nucleotides. RefSeq lists its product as uncharacterized. The transcript is spliced from 3 exons. The record is from RefSeq and is a predicted model, not a curated record. The coding region runs from base 1 to 2157 and encodes 718 amino acids. Lineage: Eukaryota; Fungi; Ascomycota; Dothideomycetes; Mycosphaerellales; Mycosphaerellaceae.